AUGGUUUCCCGAAAGCGAUCUCUAACGUAUCCGACUGAUGCACCCACGGCGAAGAGACUACGCCAUGUGAGAGCUCUUCGGCGAGCUGCUCAACGAGAUCCGAGUCAACUCGAUCGGAUCACCGAGUACAACGCUAUCGAGUCCCCUCUCCUCCGCUUGCCAGCCGAGAUACGCGAUGUGAUCUAUGCCAGCGUCUUCGAGGACGAGCAGUGGGUAUUCCAUGAUGACGAUCCAUCCUAUGGAAAAGGCUUCUUAAGCUCAAGAUCAUUCCGCCAGAGUAACUUCGGAUUGCUAUCCACUUCUCGCCAACUACGUGCAGAAACCGAAUUGCUUCCGUAUAAGCUUGCAACGUUCCACUUUAGAUUCUAUGAUUGGGACGACUGGAGCGAAGUGGCGUGGUUAGGGCGUCUUCUGAUGAGGUUCUUCGAGACUAGAACAGUAGAACAGCUUCAAGCUAUGACUACGGUAACAGUCUCCGGACAUGUCGACGUGUUGAACAUGUACAUACAUUAUCGAGGGAACGUGGCUUCCUGGUUUGAUUUCUUGCCCCCCAUGUCAGGCAAGGCACCUACCCAGAAAUGGAAAUCGUUGCAGAAACAGCUAGGCGCCAAGCGCACAGGUCUCGAUUUUUAGCUAUAGACAGUUCAAACAAGUCAUAACUAUUCACUACAUGUGCAAUGCCCGUACGGGAGCCUAGUUCCAUCUACGUCACUAGCUCGCUUAUUCCAUGCGACGCCUCCACUCCUCAAGUAGCUUGCCUUGAAUUCCACGUCUCUAUUCCUACGUCUCUCUGCAAGUCUCAACAGAAACUCAGCAUGGCAUCCGAACACCGCGUUGGGGCGCCUCAUAUCAGCAAGUCAUUGGCAAAGGAACAAACCGACGGUGAGGCUCAGCGCAAAGCUCAUGCUCAACAGCUUCGCGAGCAAGGUCAUUGUGAUAAAAGUAAGUCUUCAUAUAGAAUUUAGCAAGCCCCGUAGCUAAAACGUCUAGCACCGAGCUCAACGCAGCCAACUCACCUCUUCUCC
Molecule: messenger RNA, 1025 nt
Organism: Alternaria alternata
Lineage: Eukaryota; Fungi; Ascomycota; Dothideomycetes; Pleosporales; Pleosporaceae
Exons: 2
Coding region: 1-633 (210 amino acids)
Source: RefSeq, a predicted model, not a curated record